This is a messenger RNA of Durusdinium trenchii, 2334 nucleotides long. The record is from the annotation of a GenBank genome assembly. Lineage: Eukaryota; Dinophyceae; Suessiales; Symbiodiniaceae.
AUGGUACAAGCAUUGGUGAAAAACUUGGCAGACAGCUGCACUUCUCCAAUCCUUGUGGCAAUUGACUACUCACGAAUUGCCAGCGGUGACUGCUAUGCAUGGGAAUUUUGUGGUGAACAAAAGGAGAUGCGUUCUGUUGGCAUCAGCUGGGUGACUCAGUCCAAAGACAGAACGCAAAGACUGAACUACAACCUGUGCUGGAUUGAUGACGUUGGGAGUUCUCAUGUGGAGAAUGCAACCAAACAGAUUGUCACUGCAGUCAUCAGUAAAGUCUGUGGACAAGGAAGCAGUUCUCAAGCACCGGACCCUGCUAAGCAACCCUACCAGAAGCUUUUGGUACCAGCAGAUGGUUUUUGCGGAUGGCAUGCGCUCAUCGCAUGCAAGGCUGAAAACUGUUUUGAUAUUGAUAAAUUCAAGAAGAUCAACCGCAAGCCUUCUGGCUACGCAUCUCACCUCAAAAUGGUCAAGAAUGAAGAGGAAGCAGCGCAUGAACUUCACCUUGAGGUCUGUGAGACGGCCCUGCAAGUCUGUGAUGAAGUGUGGCACGGGGCUGUCUAUGUUGGACUCCAUGAUGGAAAAGCUUUGGAUGCUGUCUAUGGUUCUGGUGAACCUUGUGUUCACUUGAUGUUUGCCUUUGACAAGGCAGUAUCCCCUCAGCACUCCGCCAAGAGCAAGGAGAUACUUCAAGUGAUGGGCAUUGAUUUUGUGAAGAGCAUUCCAGACCAAAUAGAGAGUACAGAAGCAGAGACAUCCAUCGAGCAAACAUCACUUGAUGAGUUCUGCCGCUUUUCACCUUUCAAGAACCAGGUCAAGCACUUAGAACAUGACCAGCCUGGCACUCCACCUGCAGAAGAAGUGGAUGAUGAACGCCUUGGCACUCCAGCACAAGCACCCGAGCAGCCUGCACAACAAGCAGCAUCACCGGGCAAUGAACAAGGAGCUAGUGAGGUCAAGCACUUAGAACAUGACCAGAAUGGCACUCCACCUGCAGAAGAAGUGGAUGAUGAACGCCGUGGCACUCCAGCACAAGCACCCGAGCAGCCGGCACAACAAGCACUACCAGCAAAGGAACAAAUACUUAGCACAUCACCGCAAGCAUCAGCACCAAUGGCAGACCAGCACCAAGACAUGCCAGGAGCUAGUGAGCGCAAGCACUUAGAACAUGACCAGCCUUGCAUUCCACCACACACAUCCAAGCAGUCAGCACGACCCGCAGAACAAGUGGUGGACGAACAUCUUAGUGCAGCCAGAGGUAAAGGCAAGGGGCAGGGAAACAAAAGACAGUUUGCAGCAAAUGGCUCAACGGACAUUGUGGGACCAGAAUUUAAGAAGAACAAAACUGCCUUCUUGGUGCCCAAUGAACAAUGCCGUGCAUGCGACAGUAACCAGGAAGAGUCUAUGGACUCUAAAAAUGAAGAAAGCAGUGAGCAGCCGAAGAGCAGCAGCCAUGAGGACCUAUCACACACAACAAGCAGGCAGAGCAGCAAUGACAGCCUGCAACUACCAGAGGCUUCAGGCAGUCAGCCGCAGCGGAGCAGCAGCGGUGAAGAUGACGAGACAAUGGUGAAGUGCAUGAUGCUCACCAAUGAUCAUUGGGAGCAAUGGCUUCACUCGGGAGGAAAGUGGUUGCUGCGCACCUAUGCUAUUUCCAAGCUUCCGCACACCCUCCAUAUCAUCGUGAGCGUGAAGGGUGGUCAACAAUUCUUGUAUGUCGGCAGUAUUGUGAUCGUUGAUUGCCUAGAGGUGGUCUACAACAAUCAGAUUCAAACGUACGCCAUGAAUGUGGAUGAGAAGAAGCUUUGGUACAGCAAAAGGAAGCAACAUCCAGACUGCAAAAUAUACGUCUUGCAGAACUUGGCACCAACGGUUAUGUUCUAUGAGAAUGUCAAGACAGCCUUGAAGUGGGCGCCGGAUGGAUUCAAAGGCAAGCAAAGGGCUUUUCUUCCACAGGUGUUCCAGCAGGUGGUGGAGUCUAUGACAAUGGAGAGGAUAGAAUUGGGUGAGGAAGUUUCCAUGGUCUAUGUGAAGAACCUGAUUUUGUAUCUCGCAGAUGUAUGGAACGACAGCAUCGCCUCAAUCCGUUCUUUGUUGGAGACCAAAGGUCUAGACUUUUUGAAAGAGCGUGACCAGGAAUUGGCAAAUAUGAGUCCAAAGGAGGUGGAGCAGGCGUGCAAGAAGAUGCUUGAUCAAGCCACAGAGAUCAUGCGGCCGAUCCACUUGACGGAGACGGAUGGAGCUGUAUUGUGCAGGAUGGAGGAGCUGCAGUUCAACGUUCAAGGUUACUGUAGCUUGCAGGAGAUUGCUGAGUGGCUCUUCGAUGGACUCUUUGGUUGA